Hypomesus transpacificus is the source of this 1241-nucleotide messenger RNA. Its product is annotated as retinol dehydrogenase 10-B-like. Bases 188 to 1195 code for a protein of 335 amino acids. The record is from RefSeq and is a predicted model, not a curated record. The transcript has 6 exons. Gene Ontology annotation, cellular component: lipid droplet. NCBI's taxonomy places the organism in Eukaryota, Metazoa, Chordata, Actinopteri, Osmeriformes, Osmeridae. Gene Ontology annotation, molecular function: oxidoreductase activity, acting on the CH-OH group of donors, NAD or NADP as acceptor.
GCAGAUCAACCCUAUGAUGAUCUGCAUAAACACCUCUUGGUACAGGCGUGCAAACGUUCAACACAGCACCUAAGAUACAAAGUUUACAAUUCUUACAUGCAGCCAGACAACUUAUCUCUUCGUAUCUGUGUCCACGGCGAUAUCUCUGGACGUGUGACGAGUUUACCCCCAUGUUAGUUAACCAACAAUGAAUGUUUUUGUCGAGUUUUGCUUGGUGACAUGCAAAGUUGUGUGGGCUUUUGUGUUAGCUGGGGCGAGAUGGAUUGUGCGUCCGAAGGAAAAAAAUGUUAGCGGCCAGGUAUGUAUUAUAACCGGUGGUGGAAGCGGUUUAGGUAGGCUCUUUGCCAUUGAGUUUGCACGCCGAGGUGCCACGGUCGUAUUGUGGGACAUCAAUCCACAAAGCAAUGAGGAAACGGCAGAGAUGGUGCGACUUAUCCACGCCACGGGCCACGGGGAGGGUAAUAGGGAAGAGCCUCUGUGUCAGACUCAGGUUUACACCUAUGAGUGUGACGUCAGCAAGCCAGAGGAUGUGUACCUGACUGCAGAGAAAGUGCAGCGAGAGGUGGGCAGUGUGGACAUCCUGGUCAACAACGCUGGGGUUGUGUCAGGGCAACACCUGCUGGAGUGUCCUGAUGAGCUUAUCCAGCGUACCUUGAUGGUCAACUGCCAUGCUCAUUUUUGGACCACCAAGGCUUUUCUCCCCAAGAUGCUAGAGAUGAACAAAGGACACAUAGUGACAAUCGCAAGCUCACUGGGUCUGUUCACCACUGCUGGUGUAGAGGACUACUGUGCCAGUAAGUCUGGUGCGGUGGGUUUCCACGAGUCUCUCAGCCACGAGCUGAAAGCAUCAGAGAAAGAAGGUAUCAAGAUGACGCUUGUUUGUCCCUCUCUGGUCGACACAAGAAUUUUCACGGGCUGCAGAAUCCGGAAAGAGUUGGCUCCCAUGUUCCCUCCGUUGAAAGCAGAGCAGUGUGUGAAGCAGACCAUGAGGGCCAUCCUAACAGACCAGCCUAUGAUCUGCACCCCACGAACCAUGUAUAUAGUCGCCUUCAUGAAGACGAUCUUGCCCUUCGAUGCCACAGUGUGCAUGUACCGGUUUCUUGGAGCGGACAAGUGCAUGUACCCCUUCCUGGCCCGCAGGACUGAUAUCACGAACAACAAUCAAGGCAAAUCUGAGAGUUGUUUGCUUGGUUGAUUGAUUGUUCUUAGUCCCUCAAUAAACUUGUUGUCUACUUAAAUUC